This is a messenger RNA of Selaginella moellendorffii, 1365 nucleotides long. RefSeq lists its product as uncharacterized. The transcript has 11 exons. The record is from RefSeq and is a predicted model, not a curated record. The coding region runs from base 53 to 1303 and encodes 416 amino acids. Gene Ontology annotation, molecular function: ATP binding; phosphoenolpyruvate carboxykinase (ATP) activity. Gene Ontology annotation, cellular component: cytosol. NCBI's taxonomy places the organism in Eukaryota, Viridiplantae, Streptophyta, Lycopodiopsida, Selaginellales, Selaginellaceae. Gene Ontology annotation, biological process: gluconeogenesis.
AAAGAGGCAAAAAGAAAAGAAAUAGGCAUAACCUCCGUUGCGGGUUCGGAAGAUGCUGGCGAGUCGUGGGGUUAGGCGCUACGUAUGGAAUGUAUGGCGACACCGCUCGUUUUCGCGGGUUCUUGCUAUGAAAGAAGCUGGAGUGGAGACGAUCGCCUUCCCAAGGGAGAGGGUUGGAUUGAGCUAUACUUUGAACUGGGCGCUUUCAGCCAAGGCUAUCCCACCGUCUGGAGAUGUGUAUGACAAUCUCAAGGACUCGGAGCUCCAGGAUCAUGGUGCUCGUCCACAAGACUCUAUCUCUGGAUCCAAGAUUUUUGCCCGUGGAAGCUACUCCACCGGCGCUAGCGAGAUCAGCAAGGCACAGUUUAACAAGCUAUUCAAGGAGGUGGCUCAACACCUUUCCUCUUGCAGCAAGCUGUUUGUGCAAGAUGGUUCCAUUGGAGCAUCGUCCAAGCAUGUUAAAGUUCGAGCAGUCUGUGACAAUCCUUCGGCUGCGGGGAUUUUGAAAGACACACUGUGCUCCACUGUUGAAAGGGGAGAGUCUGCGCUAUCCAUCUACGUUGCAUCCGCACACAAGACCAAAGCGUUGGAGCUCCCAGAGAACACUCCUUUCAUUGCUGCGGACUACGAUCGCUCGGCCUUGAUCGUUGGUGGAAAAGCUUUCGCCGAUGAGAAGGCUCUGAAAGACGCAAUCGCCGCUCUUGCUGCUCCUGCAAUCGUUGCGAGCGGAGCUCUGCCUCUAACAGCUCGCGUACUCCACAUUAAAGACUCUCAUGUAAUCGUCGCUGGACCGGACUCCAUCCUCUCCAAGAACGAGGCCGUGAUCAAAGCAUCGGUCUUUCCAGAAGAGGGAGUUCUCUGGAAUGCUAGCUUUGGAGCCACGAGAUUUUUCAACACACAGAAAGCCGCUGUGCCAAAGCUCGUCUCCCCAGCAGCUCUUGUGCUCGUCACGGUUGACAGCUCUGGUGUUCUUCCAGAGAUCACCAAGUUGAGCCCUCAGCAAUGUGCCUUCCUCUCUCUGGCCGGCUACGAUGGCAAGACUUACACCCCAGCGUACAACAAGCGCCUGGCCUCCGUCGAUCCGGCUACGCUCGCCACGGAGCUAGCUGCCAUGCUGACUAGAACGAAUCUGCCUGCGUUAUUGGUGAAUGCCACCAGCGGAAAGAAUGUGCCCAAGCUGAUCGAAAGAGCGGCCACUGUUAAAGAGCCAAAGAGCAACGAUGAAGCAGUGAAACAGUGGAGUGAUCGACACAAAGAAUUCGUCGCUAGAUCAUUUCCAGCCUUUGCUCUACCCAGCAUUUAACGCUUAAAGGAAGAAAGAAUGUAAUUUUUCCCAAGCAAUUCAUGCACCUACUUGGCAUGAAA